AUGGUACAAGCAGCAAAACUUAUUGGAGCAGGAAGUGCUCUGAUUGCAUUAGCAGGUGUAGGAGCAGGGAUUGGUAUCGUUUUUGCAGCUUUGAUCCAAAGCGCAGGACGUAACCCCCUAAUGGCGAAACAAUUGAUGGGUUAUGCCCUACUCGGUUUUGCGCUAUGUGAAAGCAUUGCGCUAUUUACCCUGUUGGUAGCCUUCUUGAUCUUGUUUAGCUCAUUUUAA
Monoraphidium neglectum is the source of this 228-nucleotide messenger RNA. The record is from the annotation of a RefSeq genome assembly. NCBI's taxonomy places the organism in Eukaryota, Viridiplantae, Chlorophyta, Chlorophyceae, Sphaeropleales, Selenastraceae.